AUGUACGCUGACUUCGAUGCUCGCUUCCCCAUUAUCAUGCCAAGAAAUCAUCAUCUAACCUUGUUACUGCUAAACCACUAUCAUCGCCGAUAUGGUCACGCGAAUAGAGAAACUGUGGUGAACCAGGUUCGGCAGCGGUUCGAGAUUUCUAAUCUGCGUACUACGAUCGAUAAAGCAGUUAAAGGAUGUCAGUGGUGCAAAAUUAAGAAGUGCAAGCCGCAACCACCUAGAAUGGCGCCCCUACCGGAACAACGUUUGACACCGUACAUCCGUCCGUUUAGCUACGUGGGACUGGACUAUCUAGGGCCACUAGAGGUAGUUGUAGGAAGACGCAGGGAGAAACGUUAUGUGGCGGUCUUUACGUGUCUCGUGGUCCGCGCAGUCCACCUCGAGGUAGCAUAUGACCUGUCUACACCGUCCUGCAUAAUGGCAAUUCGGCGGUUUGUUCGGAGGAGAGGAUCCCCAGUAGAAAUUUUUUCUGAUAAUGGGACCAAUUUUGUCGGCGCCAGUCGGAUAUUAGCGGAGCAAAUAAGAAGAAUCAAUCUGGACUGUGCAGACACAUUCACGGACGCCAAAACCAAAUGGACCUUCAAUCCUCCUGGUGCGCCCCAUAUGGGUGGCGUCUGGGAGCGCAUGGUCAGAAGCGUAAAGGAAGCAAUGCGGGCAUUGGACGACGGCAGGAAACUCGAUGAUGAAGUUUUGGUAACCGUUCUGGCUGAAGCAGAAAGUUUCAUCAAUUCACGACCCCUUACAUAUAUGCCACAAGAGUCGGGAGGUACUGAGGCAUUAACCCCGAACCAUUUUAUCUUCGGGAAUUCAUCCGGUGCCCACAAUCCACUAAGGACUCCAGUGGACUUAGCUGAAGCACUUCGCAACAGUUACAUGCGGUCUCAGUAUCUAUCCGAUACCAUGUGGGACCGCUGGCUGAAGGAGUAUUUCCCUGCAAUGAACAAAAGGUCGAAAUGGUUUUGCGACACCAAGCCGGUGGAAGUCGGCGAUUUGGUCUACGUAACGGAAGGCAAAAGGAGGACUUGGGUUCGUGGUAAGGUUGAAGAGCUUAUUAUCAACAAGGACGGGAGGGUACGUCAGGUCAUGGUGAAGACUGCUUCAGGUACGUUUAAACGACCAGUAGUGAAACUGGCAGUAAUGGAGAUUUUGGACGACUGUGAAUCCAGAGCUAACCGUCGGGAAAUACCACCGGAUUCACGGGGAGGGGCAUGUUAUGGCAACACUGAAAACCCUCUCUCGCCUACCGAACCUGGAGCUCAAGCUUUAGGUGACACUUCUCGUGAGUGA
Aedes albopictus (Asian tiger mosquito) is the source of this 1296-nucleotide messenger RNA. RefSeq lists its product as uncharacterized. Gene Ontology annotation, molecular function: nucleic acid binding. NCBI's taxonomy places the organism in Eukaryota, Metazoa, Arthropoda, Insecta, Diptera, Culicidae. The transcript has a single exon. Bases 1 to 1296 code for a protein of 431 amino acids. The record is from RefSeq and is a predicted model, not a curated record. Gene Ontology annotation, biological process: DNA integration.